GAGAGCAUUUUAUAUACGGCUAUAUAGCCAGAGGGGCCAGCGCCUGGCAGCAGCAGGCCUGCGUGCAGUCGAGACUAUUUCAGUGUUGGUAUAACUCUGCACGAGUCGAGUAGUCGAGUGCACAGCACGAGACUGGACUGCGAGCAGUAUAGUGACUCAGUGAGCCCGGACUGCCGUGCCAGCAAUUGUGCACUGUUUGCACAUUAUACACCACAGCUUGUAUACCUAUACAUAUAUUUAUAUUUAUAUAUUGCAUCGUUGCGUCGAGUUUGUCGCGAACUCCCCAGUGAGAGUCUAUUUGCACGGAUCGACGUCGAAAAAGCCACACACGGAUAAUCGUGCAGUACAAGAAAUCGCGAAGCUGAGCCAGCCUCGAUUGAAGUACGCGAGCACCCAAAUAGAGGCACGUAUACUGGCACAUCGUUGCAGUGUAUACACACAAGUUGAAACUACGAGAGAGUCGGUCGGUCGAGCAGUGUUAUAGCGACGCGCCAAUAAGCGUUUGCAGCCCGCGUAAUGGCCGAAAACAACGGGGACAACAAUCAUCAGCUGAUGAUGAGCAGCAACAACAUGAUCAACAAUCACCUGCCGCAGCGUUGCAAGAAUCAGUGGGUCAGGCUCAACGUCGGCGGGACCUACUUCCUCACGGCUAAAACCACCCUGACCCGCGAUCCCAACUCCUUUCUCUGUCGACUAUGCCAAGAGGACUCGGAACUCAUAUCGGACAGGGACGAUACUGGAGCCUAUCUCAUCGACAGAGAUCCGACGUAUUUUUCACCGAUCCUCAAUUAUCUCAGACAUGGCAAGCUCGUCAUUAAUAAGGAUCUCGCUGAGGAGGGCGUUCUCGAGGAGGCCGAAUUUUACAACAUCACCGAGCUGAUUAGGCUCGUAAAGGAAAAAAUCAUUCUGAGAGACACGAGACCCAUUCGUGACUCGAAGAAACACGUCUAUAGGGUCAUACAGUGCCACGAGGAUGAGCUCACUCAAAUGGUUUCCACCAUGUCCGACGGUUGGAAGUUUGAGCAGCUCAUCAAUAUUGGCUCGCAGUAUAAUUAUAGUAACGACGAUCAUGCCGAGUUUCUGUGCGUCGUCAGUCGAGAAUACGGUCCGAGCCAGCUAUCAGCCAAAGAACAAGAAUCGACAGAUCGCGUCAAGGUACUGCAGCAAAAAGGCUCGCGCAUGUAAUAUACGAGUCGGCUACCGGCUAUCUACGGCUGCAGCUCGUGCCUUCCUCGACUCUGGCCGCUCAUCAAGAGGCUCGCGGCCCGCAAAUCCAGUCAACUCGCCGGCCUCAGCACCAGGAUCAUCGCGCGCGACAACGACGACGUUCGCCGUUUUCGACAACAGCCCCUACGAGCCAGCUCGCAAACAGCCAGUUCGUCAUUCUGCUACUUCUACUACUAUAGGCAGUAAUCAAGACAACUUCAUCUUUUACAUAUAACAUAUAAUAUCAAAUAAAUAUACAUACACACGUACACAGACACACACAUACGCGGGCGCGCACACGUUACCUUUAUACAUUUGCGCAAGACUGGACACGAGUUACUUACGUAUACCACUACCACCUACACCCUAAGUUAAAGUUAAUUAAUUCAUUAUGUAUACAUUUGGAUAUUUGCCACUUAUAUUUCACGUCGUUCCUGUUAUUGUUGUCAUACGUAUCACGCGUUAUUUUUCGUGCAUUACUCGUUUUAAUUAGCCUUUUUAUACUUAUUGGACUUAUGUUGUUCGUCCGUUCGCGUUCAAUGCGCGUCAAAUACGUAGCUUUAUCGACGUCCUUUUAUUAUAUUAUUGUGUAUAUGAAUAGAUAGAUAUCCAUUACAUAAAAGAUGUGUGCCAGUCAUAGAUCGUUUGUUUCUCUUUUGUUACAUAAAUAUAUUUAUAUAAAUUUAUUGAUUAUACGAAUAUGUACAUAGUGUCAAGUAGCAGUUACGGCUUGUACAAUAAUACCGGUUAAGAAUCAAGAGAGGCGCGUGAAUUUGCCAAUGAAAGAUAAAUGCAAAGAUAUAUAAUAGUAAUGUGUUGUAGGCAGGGUACAUGUAGAUGAGUUAGCUGCUGUUAUUUUUAAUUUACCUUUAAUAGCGAUUAUGCACAUAUUCAUUUUACAAUAAUUCAUAAUUUCGACUCACUGCUUUAGUUAAAGACUUUUCGGACCUGUGGCGAGGUUUACACACGCGUUUGUUGUAGUGUGUGCAGUAGUGCUUCAAGAUGAGCAUAUUUAUCCAAAGUACACUUGCAAAUGAAUAAAAACGGCGGAAAGCUUCUAGCACCAUGCACCGACGUUUCCAAUCGUGUUAAAUAGUUUUUUAAGUAAAGCAUCAGAAAAUAAAACAACAAAAAUCCUGCUA
Trichogramma pretiosum is the source of this 2348-nucleotide messenger RNA. It is a transcript of the gene inc, whose product is annotated as BTB/POZ domain-containing protein KCTD5. The record is from RefSeq and is a predicted model, not a curated record. The transcript has 4 exons. Gene Ontology annotation, molecular function: cullin family protein binding. NCBI's taxonomy places the organism in Eukaryota, Metazoa, Arthropoda, Insecta, Hymenoptera, Trichogrammatidae. Gene Ontology annotation, cellular component: cytoplasm; Cul3-RING ubiquitin ligase complex. Bases 517 to 1185 code for a protein of 222 amino acids. Gene Ontology annotation, biological process: proteasome-mediated ubiquitin-dependent protein catabolic process; protein homooligomerization.